Molecule: messenger RNA, 1150 nt
Organism: Bolinopsis microptera
Lineage: Eukaryota; Metazoa; Ctenophora; Tentaculata; Lobata; Bolinopsidae
Product: glycine N-methyltransferase-like
Exons: 1
Coding region: 30-911 (293 amino acids)
Biological process (GO): S-adenosylmethionine metabolic process; regulation of gluconeogenesis; one-carbon metabolic process
Cellular component (GO): cytosol
Molecular function (GO): glycine N-methyltransferase activity; S-adenosyl-L-methionine binding; identical protein binding
Source: RefSeq, a predicted model, not a curated record
UACCUUGUAUUUUGUUAUGGUUGUGAACUAUGAAUUAUGAAAGUAAGAAAGAUCGGCCGUGUGCUGAUGGCAGGGAAGCUAGAAUCUGGUAUUUGUACGUUGGUGAUGUGGACGCUAGACUCUCAAACUACAAAGGAACCCUCCUGAAGAUCCUUGAGGAGCGAUCUGUUCGGACGGUGUAUGAUUGUGCUUGUGGAACUGGGAUUGACAGUGUGAUGUUGCUAGAGGAGGGGUACAAGGUGGUCAGUACUGAUGCAUUGGAUGUUUUCUUGGAGAAAGCCCAAGAGAUGAAACAGAAGCGAGAAGAGCUAGCUGAUUGGCAGAUCGGAGUAGGAGACUGGCUAGAUCUGAAGUCAGCUGAGGUGGAUCACCCAGCCUUGGGGUAUGAUGCCAUUAUUUGUAUUGGUAACUCCUUUUGUGCACUUCCCGACUUCGAAGGAGGGAGCAAUACACACCUAAAAGCUCUUCAAAACUUCAAGGAUUUGUUGAAGAAGGGUGGGAUAUUAAUUAUUGAUCACCGGAACUAUGAUUACAUUUUAGUUCAUAAAACGUUUCCUCCAAAAUCACAUGGGAGUAUUUACUACAAUUCAAACAGAGUAUUCAAUAUCAAAGCAGAUCUAGUCGAGGAUGAAGAUAUAUCAAUAAUCUUCAGAUCGGAUAUGGACGUAUCUGGCACUGAGCUGGAGGGGGACUCAGAUAUUAAGUUGAAGGAAAGAGAUGGGAAGAUGGUUCCUACAUUAGAGUUGAAUAACAUCCCCAUGUACCCUCACACUCUUAAAGGGUUUACUGCCUUGCUUAAAACAGCUUUUGGAGAGGAAGCUGAGCAUCGGCUGCUGCCAGAUUUCAGGGAGAAUGAACAGGAGGACUUUGUGCCUAACUAUUGGGUUCACGUCAUUGUGAAUGAACAGUGAGGUGAUUGUUGCUUUAUUUUUCCAGUAUUGUUAUUUUGAAGAAAACAAUUUUCGGAGUUUUUUAUUUUAUUUUAAAUAUGAAAAUUUACCAAAAUCCCCACUAGUAACCGAUCUGGUAUUAUUUCCAUCUAUUCAACUUCUACCCGAUACCAUCUCUCAUCCAAAUGUUCUCUCUGUUACUGUUGAACGAUUAUGCAUUGCUGACACACUCAUUUAUUUUCUUUCGUGACAAAUCAUAA